Molecule: messenger RNA, 411 nt
Organism: Arabis nemorensis
Lineage: Eukaryota; Viridiplantae; Streptophyta; Magnoliopsida; Brassicales; Brassicaceae
Source: the annotation of a GenBank genome assembly
AUGUUGGGAAAAAGAAUCGCUUCUUUCAAGAAUUUAGCCAAGAAAGUGAAGAGCAUCAACACGACGACGACGAGAAACCGUGAAGGCAGCUCCGAGUCAACUCAUAAUGAGUCUCUUCUGAUGAGUGAGGCGGAUGAAUCAUAUCCGGUGACGGCGACAAAGACUCCAACGGGGACUUUUGCGGUGUACGUAGGUGAAGAGCGCGUGAGGCGCGUGGUUCCAACAAGCUAUUUGAAUCAUCCUUUGUUUAGGAUGCUUCUCGACAAGUCACACGACGAGUUACACUGUUUCGAGCAGAAGGUUAUGUUGGUCGUACCGUGCAGCCUUGCCGUGUUCCAAGACGUCGUUAACGCCGUUGAGUCUUGUAACGGGAACUUUGAUUUUGGUGAUUUUGUCGAGGAGUUUCUUUGA